AUGUCUCCCUCCAAAGUUGCCAGCGUCAAGUUUGACGAGUUCUACAACAUCAUCGAUGGCAAGCAGCGCCCAGCCAAGCAGCAGCACUACGGUGUGAACCCCGCCACUGGCGAGAAGCUGUGGGCCGUCCCCGUGGGCACCCAGCAGGAUGUCGACGACGCCGUCGUGUCUGCCCAGCGGGCCUACGAGAAGUUCCGCUUUGUGCCCAUUGAGAAGAGGAAGGAGCUGCUCGUCAAGUUCAAGGACCUCUACAUGGCACACGUCGAUGAGAUGACCGAGCUGCUCAAGAAGGAGAACGGCAAGCCGCAUCAAUUCGCCUCUUUCGAAGCCGGUGCUGCGGCCUUGUGGUUUGACCACCACGCCAAGCUCGACUUGCCCGAGGAGCGCGAGGAGGAUGACGAGAAGGUCAUUACCACUCGCUUCACUCCCCUCGGUGUCGUGGGCGCCAUCUGCCCAUGGAACUUCCCCAUCAUCCUCUGUCUCGGCAAGCUCAUUCCCGCCGUGCUUACCGGCAACACCAUCAUCAUCAAGCCCAGCCCCUUCACCCCCUACACCACCUUGAAGAUUGUCGAGCUCGCGCAAGAGAUCUUUGAGCCCGGUGUUGUGCAGGCGAUUGGCGGCGACGACAAGCUCGGCCCCAUGCUCACCGCCCACCCGGGCAUUGCCAAGAUCUCCUUCACCGGCUCCAUCGCGACCGGCAAGAAGAUCAUGGCCGCGUGCGCGCCGACGCUCAAGCGUGUCACUCUCGAACUCGGCGGCAACGACGCCUCCAUCGUCCUCCCCGACGUUGACGUCAAGAAGACCGCGCCCGAGCUUGUCAUGGGCGCCUUCCAGAACUCCGGGCAGGUGUGCGUGGCGACGAAGCGCAUCUACAUCCACGAGAAGAUCUACGACGAGAUGCUCAAGGAGAUGGUCGCCUUUACCAAGACCAUCAAGGUCGGCGACCAGGACUCCGGCGCCCUGCUCGGCCCGCUGCAGAACUCGAUGCAGUACGAGAAGGUGAAGAACAUGUUCAAGGAUACGAAGGACAAGGGGUACAAGUUCGCCGUGGGCUCACCCGAUGUUGCCGAGGGCAAGGGCUACUACAUCCAGCCGACCAUCAUUGACAACCCGCCCAACGACAGCCGCAUCAUCCAGGAGGAGCCGUUUGGCCCCAUCGUCCCCACUCAGCCGUGGUCGGACGAGGAGGAGGUCAUCAAGCGCGCCAACAGCAGCCUGACGGGUCUUGGCGCGUGCGUGUGGGGCAAGGACAUUGAGCGCGCCGAGCGCAUUGCGCGCAGACUCGAGGCCGGCUCGGUGUUUGUCAACUCCUUCGAGAAGCCCACUCCUCAGGCCGUGUUUGGCGGACACAAGGAGAGCGGGAUUGGUGGCGAGUGGGGCAAGGAGGGCCUGAAGGCCUUCUGCAACCCGGUAAGUCGUAGCCUCUUAUGA
Messenger RNA from Neohortaea acidophila, 1431 nucleotides. RefSeq names its product aldehyde dehydrogenase domain-containing protein. The coding region runs from base 1 to 1431 and encodes 476 amino acids. The record is from RefSeq and is a predicted model, not a curated record. The transcript has 3 exons. Lineage: Eukaryota; Fungi; Ascomycota; Dothideomycetes; Mycosphaerellales; Teratosphaeriaceae. Gene Ontology annotation, molecular function: aldehyde dehydrogenase (NAD+) activity.